This is a messenger RNA of Spea bombifrons (plains spadefoot toad), 2104 nucleotides long. It is a transcript of the gene PPARA, whose product is annotated as peroxisome proliferator activated receptor alpha. Gene Ontology annotation, cellular component: nucleus. Gene Ontology annotation, biological process: negative regulation of transcription by RNA polymerase II; positive regulation of transcription by RNA polymerase II; regulation of lipid metabolic process. The record is from RefSeq and is a predicted model, not a curated record. The transcript is spliced from 7 exons. Lineage: Eukaryota; Metazoa; Chordata; Amphibia; Anura; Pelobatidae. Bases 122 to 1537 code for a protein of 471 amino acids. Gene Ontology annotation, molecular function: nuclear receptor activity; zinc ion binding; RNA polymerase II cis-regulatory region sequence-specific DNA binding.
GGCAAUCCUACGCUUUCUGGAUCAGAAGACAUGGGAUCUCGAUGACCCCGGGAGAAAUAACCCCGGGAUUCCGAUGGGCGUCCGGAUAUAGAAUGUGUAACGGUCGCAGACACACUUGGCUAUGUCCGCCAUAAUGGUAGACAAAGAUGGUGACUUCUGUUCCAUGGCGCCAUUGGACGACGAUGACCUGGGAAGCCCGUUGUCUGGGGAAUUUCUUCAAGACCUAGGAGACAUUUCUCAGACCAUCGGAGACGAUGUGUCCACGGCUUUCAGCGGGGUCGACUACCAGUACCUGGGGAACAGCCCUGGAUCCAACGGUUCCAUUAGCACUGACCUUACAGACACUUUGUCCCCUGCAUCGAGUCCGUCUCCUGUUACUUCCCCCCCCAUCCAGGGUAGCGCAGAGGAGGCGUCGUGUAAGACGUUGAAUCUUGAAUGUAGAGUGUGUGGCGACAAAGCAUCUGGGUUCCACUAUGGCGUCCAUGCGUGUGAGGGCUGCAAGGGUUUUUUCAGACGGACGUUACGACUGAAUCUUGCCUAUGAUAAGUGCGAGCGAACAUGUAAAAUACAGAAAAAGAACAGAAAUAAAUGUCAGUAUUGCCGGUUUGAAAAGUGCCUUCGAGUGGGGAUGUCGCAUAACGCGAUCCGUUUUGGGAGAAUGCCGCGGUCAGAGAAAGCCAAACUCAAGGCGGAAAUUUUAACAACCGAACAAGACCCCAAGGACUCCCAUAUGGCCAAUCUCCUGUCCCUCGCCAAAAUUAUUUAUGACGCUUACCUGAAAAAUUUUAAUAUGAACAAAGUGAAAGCCAGAGCCAUCCUCACGGGCAAAGCCAGCAAUCCUCCAUUUGUCAUCCACGACAUGGAGACCCUGUGUAUGGCAGAGAAAACACUAGUGGCAAAACUUGUAGCCAACGGAAUACAAAACAAGGAGGCAGAGGUCCGGAUCUUCCAUUGCUGCCAGUGCACGUCGGUCGAAACUGUAACGGAACUUACCGAGUUCGCCAAAGCCAUACCGGGCUUUACCGAGUUGGACCUAAACGAUCAAGUGACUUUGUUAAAGUAUGGAGUCUACGAAGCCAUAUUUGCCAUGCUGGCCUCGGUCAUGAACAAAGACGGGAUGCUGGUGGCUUACGGGAACGGUUUCAUAACCCGGGAGUUUUUGAAGAGUUUGAGAAAACCAAUCGGAGACAUGAUGGAGCCCAAAUUCGAGUUCGCCAUGAAGUUCAACGCUCUGGAGUUAGAUGACAGCGACAUAUCGCUCUUCGUAGCUGCCCUCAUAUGCUGUGGAGACCGUCCAGGACUGUUGAAUGUCGCCAGCAUCGAGCAGAUCCAGGAAAACCUGGUUCAUGUGCUGAAGCUUCAUCUGCAGGCCAACCAUCCCGACGAUGGCUUCCUCUUCCCUAAACUCCUCCAAAAAAUGGCCGACUUGCGCCAGCUGGUGACGGAGCACGCCCUGCUGGUACAGACCAUCAAAAAGGCCGAGACGGACGCUUCUUUGCAUCCUUUACUGCAAGAGAUCUACAGGGAUAUGUACUGAGGAUUUUACUUUUUCCAGGACUUUUCGGGAGCAAAGUUGUAUUUUUUUUUUUCUCCUCCCCUAACCACUCGAUGUUCUAGCUGUGCCUUCUAUCUGCAAAUCGCAAGUAAAAGCGGAUAAACCUUGUUUAAAGGAAAUCAAAUGCGGGUGUGCGGAGAUGCCAGAUUAUACGGAACUGCAAUAUGAAUUUACAAAUCUCAGAAAAUUUAUUUUAGAUUUCUAAAUUAUUAUAGACUUGCCUGGUCGUUGCUUUCUCCUCUCCAUCCCCCCCGAGAAUCCCCUUUUUUUGUAGGUAGCACUCGGGUUGUUUCUCAGGGCGAUUACUCACUCGAUGUGUUACUCGGUUGGGCUCCUGGUUAAUCUAAAGAAAAUUCUUUGUGGUAUUUCGCCUCUACGGCUAUAAAAUCCCAUGGACCUUGGAGAACCCGUGUGUGCCACCAGGUGUCCAAGUUUUGGCCACCGCUACCCUCAAGGAAAGGUCCAACAUAGAGGACUCGGCAGAGGAAGGGCUAUGGUGUGAAGGAAACCUCCAUACAUCACCCAUAAUGGACCGUGGACGACCACAAA